Molecule: messenger RNA, 1158 nt
Organism: Drosophila ficusphila
Lineage: Eukaryota; Metazoa; Arthropoda; Insecta; Diptera; Drosophilidae
Product: vicilin-like seed storage protein At2g18540
Exons: 3
Coding region: 92-1081 (329 amino acids)
Cellular component (GO): mitochondrion
Source: RefSeq, a predicted model, not a curated record
CCAUUAGAAAAAGUGACAUUCGAAAAUUUUUACAUCGCAUGAAAAAGUAUAAACCAGCAAUAAAUCACUAUUGUAAAACGGACACUCGAAAAUGUCUAAAAUUUUAUUUCGUCCUCUGACUCAACCCCUGAUCCUUCGUCGGCUGAGUGAUAAAAAGAAGCCAAAGAGCAAGCCCUCGAAUACGCCGCGCCCACCGAAAGAUCCUCCAGAUGAGGGUUACAAUCCAAAAAGUGUCGAUCAUGAUGGGUUGGAUGUUCCGGCAUUCGUAAGUCCUUCGUCCUUUCGCCAAUUUAGUUCACCGGAUGAGAAGUUGGGACCGGGAGCCGGAAAAGCCCUGUGCUACAAAAAUGCUCAAUACUUUGGCUACCAUCGAUUUUCGUUUAUGGAACUGGUGAGCACGGCUACAGAAUUGCGCGACGAACGUCGCUUGGACGGAGGACUUCAGGCCUCCAUAGAACCUGACGAAAAGACCGCUCCUGAAGAGGCCCAACUGGAGACCAUGAAGAAACUGGAAGAAGAAUGUGAUGCAAUUCUUGGAGCUCAGGCAAAGCAAAUCGAAGAGGCCAAAUCAUCAGAAAAAGAGAAGAACAUUAAGGAUAUGAGCGAAGAUGAACUAAAAGAAUGGUGCAAUAAAAAAGAGGAGGACAUUAAAAAGAAGGAACAGCAAAAGAACCUGGAGGACAUGAGCGAUGAAGAGUUAAGUGCUUUGUGCCAGGAAGAGGAAGCCGCCAUUAAAGCCAAAGAGGAGAAACGCAAGAAGGAGAAAGAUGAAGCAAUGAAGAAAAAGUGUGAGGAGGAAGAACUAAAAAAGAUGAUUGAGAAAGAGAAAGAAGAAUUUAAGAAAAAAUGCGAGGAACAAGAGCAAAAGAAAAAAUGCGAAAGGGAAGCAGAGAAGGAAAAGUGUCAAAAAGCAAGAGAAAAGGAUGCAAGGUCAAAUGAAGAAAAAUCGGUCCUUCGUGUGUUUUCGGAAAUAAAACAAAAGUGUAUGGAUGUUUUGGAAAAAAAAGAAUGUGAGGAUAAACAGAACAAAGAGGCUGACGAAAAAGCCAAAUGUGAUUCAGAUAAAAAGGAUGACAAAUAGAAAAUAUCAAGUUUCAGAUCAGCAACUUAAUACAAUUAAUGUACAUUUUGAACAAUAAUUAAAUUUCUUUUACAGUA